Saccostrea echinata is the source of this 1093-nucleotide messenger RNA. Its product is annotated as UPF0046 protein K07C11.7-like. Lineage: Eukaryota; Metazoa; Mollusca; Bivalvia; Ostreida; Ostreidae. Bases 13 to 807 code for a protein of 264 amino acids. The record is from RefSeq and is a predicted model, not a curated record. Gene Ontology annotation, molecular function: hydrolase activity. The transcript is spliced from 2 exons.
AAACAGAUCGAGAUGAUGGACGGAAUUUCUCACAUGUUUACAGAGGCUGGAGAUAAAGGCUGUAGUCGUAAAAAGCUCCGCAUUGUUCACAUCUCUGACACACAUAUGGAACACGACAACAUUGUCCAGAGCAUCCCAGACGGUGACGUCAUCAUCCAUUCUGGUGACUUCGGCAAACGAAGGUUCAUGAAUUUCUUUUUUGAUGAUUAUCGCGAUUUAGAGAUGUUGCAGAAAGUUAAUGCAUUUUUCAAACAACUGCCUCACACGUAUAAAAUAUUUGUGGCAGGAAACCAUGAUACUUUUUUAACAAAAUUCUCAGCGGAAGAAAUUCAACGUACUCUACCCGAUUUGACGUACUUACAAGAUUCAUCUGUUAUUUUUGAUGACGUGAAGUUUUAUGGAAGUCCAUGGACAAUUGCUUCUAGCAAAAUCAAAACAUCCAAAGCCUUCACGACAGAUUCGGCUGCUCUACAAGACCGAUGGAAUGCUAUAGAGGAAGACACAGAUGUUUUGAUAACUCACACCCCUCCAUACGGGAUGCUAGAUUAUUCCCGUCUUCGAGGAGACAGGCCUGCAAAAGAUGUGUGUCAGUUCUGCGAUAAAGUUCACCCUAAAGUGGGUCAUGCUGGAUGCUAUAAUCUUAGAAAAACUCUUUUGCGAAACAUCAGACCAAAGAUUCAUCUAUUUGGUCAUUUACAUGGUUCAGCAGGGCUAAUAGAAUAUGAUGGCAUCACGUUUUCCAAUGCUGCCUUUGCCACCAAACGCCGGUUUAAUGUCAUAGACCUAUACAAAGAUAUUACAAGUUGAUUGUAGACUACACAUGUGUACCCAUUUCUCAACCAGUAAAUUGAGAAAUUGCUUUUGCUUUGAUAAUAUAAUUGAUUUUUUUUUCUAGAAAAUUGGAUACCGUAAAGCUAGGAAAGACAACUUGCUAAAGUCCGUUGUCGAUGUUGUUCGGGGAAAUUAAACCCUACUCGAGAGAUAUUUACUUAAAAAAAAAAAACUUGCUGUAUACAUAUAAUUUGUACGUCAAAAUCAUUUUUAAUUUGUUUAUGUUGAUAUUUGUAUUGAAUGUGCCAAGAUCUUCAAUAUA